GUGUGUGUGUGUCAGAGAGCGAUGCAUUGUGGGUGUGAUGUAGUGAGCGCCAUAUUGACAUGGGAUCAGAAUAUUUAUGGAACUUGGAACUUUUGGUUAGGAUGAUGUACAGUUAUAAUAGAUUUUGGCAACAAGAAUUAUUUCAUUGUCAAUACUACUUGUUGGCAAAUUACAAUUACAAAGAGGAUCGCCAAUAACUGUAUCAUUAUUGUUGUUAUUAUUUUAUAAUCUGAUCUGAGUGUGUAAAUUAUACUCUUUCAAUUUCUCUACUCACGUUACCUCUUUUUUUUGACAGCUUUAUAAAAAUCUCCCCAUCUAGACUUGUUUAUUAUUACUACUAGUACUACUACUAUUACUAUUACUUACUUACUUACAUUUGUUUCCGUACAAAACAAAAUUCCAACAUAUAAACAACAAAAAAAAAACAAACACAAAAACACAAACACGAAACAAAACAAAAAAAGCACUUAAGAAAAAAAUCGACACCCCAGAAAAUGAGUUCUGUUGACAACAAGAAAACAAAGCGUCGAAAAAAUAAGAAAAAUGUGACUGUCAAAAACGUGGUCAAUUUCAAUCACGUCGUCUCUAAUAAUUUGACGGUGACCACCACGACCUCCACCUCCACCUCCACUACGACAACAACGUCGUCGUCGUCGUCCUCUUCUUCUUCUUCUUCGACGCCGCCACCAAGCUCUGGUGGUGGUUGUGCCACUCCUGCCUCUGCCUCGUCAACGUCGGAUGUCAUAUAUCAGCAACAAACUCUGCCAACGCAAACACCUAAUGACAGUACUUGUGAAAUCCAGAAGGAAAAUCGGACAUUACCGGUGCUGCUAAGUAACAGGGGACUAAAUUCUUAUAUGGAUAAGGAUAAGUGCCUUUUGUGUAGUUGUGAGAAGCAAGCGUCUUUGCCUCAAGCUGAUUGGAUGAAAUCUGAUAGUGAAAAAGUUGUAAAGCAUCAGGAAGCUAUUAACCAUUCUUCAAAGCAUAUAAAUUCAAAAUCUUUACCAAUUCUAAAAGAAAUGAAUUCUUCAUCAAAUAAUGAUUCAAAUUCUAAUGGGUUGGUUUGUUCCUGUGUUACAUGUCUGGAAAGAAGGUUAUAUACAAGAGAUACACACCAACUAUUUAUGCGGUUAGAAUCGCAGGCUAAAGAAUUUGUGAUAGAAAAAAGAGAGAAGCUGUUAGAACAAUUAGAUAUUGAAUACAGGUGUCCUAAUGAAGCAAGGGAUUUUGUUUUUCUCCUUUUUGAUGAAUAUAGACAAUUAUGUCAAGCUGCAUCUAAAGUAUCGGACAUAUUAACUGAACUGGAGAAAGAUCAUUGGAAGAAAUUUGAUGUUACGUGGGAUUUUUACAAUCGUCAUUUGUUUCACUCUAUUGUGUAUACAAAUCCAUCUAUUCAAGACAAUUGGCCAGCAGUACUGAAGCAACUGAAUUCAACUGCAACAACUGAUGCAAAUGGUGUUGAAUCCUAUCCUAGUCUAUCUGACCGUAGCAGUAAAUUUGGAGAGGAUAUGGAGAAAGUAUCACUCAUGUGGAAGUGUCGGCAAAAGCUUAUUGCAUCAUACAAUGAUGAACAGCAGUCACUGAAAAUGAGGCAUAAAAUACUUGCUGAAGAUUGGGAAUUUUUCAAGAAACAAAGGAAAUUACUUGAAAAGAGUGUGUCUGAAAAUGCUGAUAGUUCUGGGAGCUGCUUAUGUCACGAAAAUUCUUCAGAUCAUGUAAAUAUCUGCUGUCAGCUACCAAGUGAUAAAUGUGAAUCUGCAGUCCCUCAUCAGCAUCUUGGUUUUCUGCAUGAUUCUAACUAUUGUGUGGCAGAUGUUAGUGCUGCCUCUAUAUCCAGUACAACAUCUAGUAGUUGUUCCUCAAGUCCUGUGAUUGAUUUAGAUCAGUUACCACUUAGCAUAGAUGAAUGUUCUCAGCCUCUUCAAAAUGGUGAUGCUGAAAAUAAUGAUAGUCAGUCUGAUAUUGAUGAAGAUGAAGUAAUAGAUGAUGAAGACGGAGAACACCACAAAGGAACUAAUUUGGGUUUAGAUAAUGCUAAUACAAUUGCACAGAUGACAAAUGGAAUAUUAGAUAUUUCCAUAUUUUCAUGGGAAGAUGAUAAAAAACAAAAUGGUUCUGCUUUGGAUGGAACUGCUGAAAACUGUGACUAUCAUCGUUAUAUUACUACAAACUCAGAAAAACUUAUUAAAUCUGAUGACAACCAGUGUCAGUGUCACUUUUGUUUACGCCAGCGAGGGAACACUGUUUCAACUUCACUACCUCAGCAUGUUCCUAUUCUCCCAAGACCAGCACAUCUUCAUCUUUAUCCACAUAUUCACGGACCUUCUGGCUUGCAUGGCCUUCAUGGAAGUGCCGCUGCUGCUGCUGCCGCUGCUGCUGUGAAUGGUGGUAGCAAUACUGGUUGCAGUAGUAGUAGCAGCAGCAGCAGCAACAAUAACACUAACAAUAGCAAUAUUAAUAAUAAUAAUGCAAACGGUAACACAAGCAUUGUUAAUGGAAGACCGUCGUCUCAUGCACGUGCUAUAUUGCAACCUCAGUGGGAUGUUGAAGUCGUACAACUUCGGCAACAGCCUAAAUUUAUUAUCUCACCUCAGUCGAAGUUACCUGUACAAUUGGUGCGUUCUAAUGCUACUGCGUUAACCGAUCACGAACACACUUACCAAGGGGAUUGGGAGAACACUCAAUUGUACCCUAGGUUAUUACUUGAUACUCAUAAGUAUGAUGAGAGCAUAAAUGGUGAGUUACUGCCAUGUACGUCAUCGCUUGUCAGAAGUUCGUCAUCGUCAUCACCGUCAUCAUCAUCAUCAGAAUCAGGGUUGCCUUCCCAAGGAGCUGUGAUCGAAACAUUGCCAUCUAAUCAUCUCUCAUCUAGCCUUGAAUCAUCUUCAAUUGAAGUGCAAGUUACGGUGCAGCAAACUGAGCUUCUCCAACCACAAGAAUCCUCACAGCAGCCAUCCCUCCCCUUCUCUUCUGCCACUCCUUCAUCUACAUCACAAUCUGCAACUACGUUAGUGUGUAGCAAGGUACACAAGUGCAACAAUCAGAAUGGUUCCAUCAAAAGCCAUUCGUGUAAUCGUCCAGCUACCCUUGGUGGAAACAGUUCAUCUCAUAAUGAAAAGGUUCACAACCAACACUGCAAGAAGUAUGGGGCUAACCCAGGAGGUGCUGAGAUAAGUCCAAGAAACGCCAAUAUAGUCAAAGAAGAUUCAUCUCAUCAGUCUCGCAAUUAUACUAAUGCAAUGCUUGGUCAGUAUUCAUGUACGCAUAAUAAUAACAACAACAAUAAUUUACGUAACAGCAAUGGGCAUGCUUACCAGAAUCCUGGUACAGUUGAUUCUGGCUUGUGUGUAAAUGCUGUUCCCAUGCCAACCACAUUGAAUAACGUCAGUGUGGGUACAUCAACAAUGUGUACAGAUCCAGAUUGUGUUGUCCACCAAGAAGAUAAUGAUGACAGUGUCGAUGAUAGCUGUUCAGAGCAAAGUUCCUCAACCUCCACAUCGAAUCAAAAGGAAGGAAAAUAUUGUGACUGCUGUUAUUGUGAAUUCUUUGGACAUGGAACUCCACCAAAAGCACCCACUAGUCAUAAAUUCUAUGAAAUGCGAGAAAAACUACAGUUGAAACUUAGAAGACGGAAAGAAGCCAAGGUACAGAAGAAGUCUGAUGAUGACCAGGUUCCCUAUCUUCUCGACCAAAGAGGUUUAGAUGAUCUAGUACGUUACAUUAAUGGUUAUGAUGACUCAAACUGGGCUAAAUCAACAUCAAAUACAGAGAAAUCUUCAACUACAAAAGCAGCUAAGCGAAAGAAACAGAAGCAACGAAAGGCAAAAGAAAGAGCCAAGCUAGAAGUGCAGCAAUGUGAUAAAACUUACCUAAUGAAUGAUUACCCAAACGGGCAGUGUCAGAUUGCACAGUUGUGUAACAACUCUAACUUGUUAGUGAAAUUAAAAAAGAAGCGUGUUAAACACAAGGUUUUAUAUUUACAAGGAGAGUAUUCUGAUGAUGAAGAUGAUGAUGAUGACGAUGAUGAUGAAGAAGAAGUUGAGUUACCAAACGGGCAUAUGGAUGAGGCAGAAGAUGAAGAUAACGAGAGGCUGGAAGAGAAAAGAUCAUGCUUAGAUGGGAAAUGUCAAGGUAAUGUAUCAUCAACCAAGUUAAAAACUGAAAAUUGCCAUGUGAGAAAGAACAUUUCUGAAAAUCACCAAAAACAGCUGUCCAAGCAACAACAGCAACAGCUGCAGCAAUUACACCACCACCACCACCACCACCACCAGCAGCAGCAACAGCAGCAGCAGCAACAACAACAACAACAACAGCAGCAGCAGCACCACCAACAGCAACAAUACAUAUUACAACCUAAAGAAGAUUUAAAAUUAUCUGCUGAUCUGAACUUGGUACCAAAUAAGUGUCUACCUAAGAAAGGUAAAAUUUCUGGGAAAAUCACCUCUACUUCUAAGACAGGCUCUAAAUCCUGCCCUCAGGAAGACAUCAGCUCUCCUUCUGUUAUUCCAACACAAACAUUAAGUAAUUCAAAUUCCAGUUCAGAGAAAUCACAUUGUAAAACAGUUACAACAAACAAUAUUACACAAGAAAUGUCAAAUGUCAAACCAGUUUCAGACUGUGCUACUAAAAAAAGCCGAAGGAGUGUUGAAAAGCCAGCAGUAAGUAGUCAGAGUAAAUCUCAUGCUGGCAAUGUUACUAAGUCUACAUUGAAAGUUCACAAUGGUAACCAGUUGCCAACAACAGUGUUGCCCAAUUCCUCCUUGUCAUCAUCGUCUUCUUUGUGCUCAUCAGGACUGCUCACAGAACAGAAGUCCAAUAGAGAUCAACCAAACAAAAUAUGUGUUGAACAAAAAACGUCUGAAGAUAAACUCUCCAAAACCAAAAAUGUAAAUAAAAAAUUGGUUGAAAAUGUACCCACUCCCAAAAUUACUGAUCAGAAUAAAUUGAAUGGAAAAAACAAAAGAAAUAAGAAAAAGAAUAAAAAUAGUGACAGUAGUUUUGUGGAAGACGUUUUUUUACCUAAAUCUGAAUCAGAUCUUGAAAAUGGUGAAAUGGAUGAAGUGGAAAGAGAAUUAGAAGAAUUUAAAAGGUUCUGUUUGGAUUCAACUUCGCAGAAGAAGGGGAAACUCCAAGUGAAUAUGAAUAUUAAAGAUAUCUUUAAUAAAAGAAAAACAGUCACCUGUACAUGAAUAUCAACUUAGCUGUGAUUGGCUGAAUAUCCAUUGUUUUGUGCUGUGAUUGGCUGAACAAUACUAAUUAAUUCAUAAAGAAAAUGGAUUGGUUCAAAUUGAUUACUAUGUUGGGUAGCUUGGCCACUUUGUAAAACAUCUCUUGUUAUUGGGCGAAGCAAUGUUUGCUAAUUCACUUUUGUCUCAUCACACUUUAAAUUUUCUUACAACACACUCAAAGAACUGUAAAUGUGUAGAAGGGCUGAUACUAUAGACUUUGUGUUGAUGUUUAGAGACAAGCUUUUUAAUAGCUUGCAAUAUCUUUUCAACGGCCAUGGCAAGUUGCUGAGCAGCUUGUUGCAACACCAAGUCUUGGUGCUAUCAAUCCUAACACUAUUUCUAAUUACCAGCUUAUCAAGAAUGGCACCAACACCAACCAUAACUGCAUUUCAAGAUGUUGCAUAAUGACAUUACACAUGAUAAAAACUCUUGAAAUUGAGAAAAAAAAAUCUAUAUAACAAUAAUAAUUGGUCAUUUUAUAAUCAGACUGAUUUAAACAUUUUCCCUGGAACAUAGUUACAUGUAAGAUAAGUACAACUAGUUUUAAGAUUUAAAAUGGAAGCUUUCUCUAGGAUCCAAAGAAAAUUCUAUCACUUGUGUCAAGCUCUAAACCUUUCAUAGUAAAAAUGGCUUUCAAACUGAUUUGGAAGUGUUUAGAGUGGAUGUUUUGAUUUUUUAAAAAAUGAAGAAAAAAAAGAUAAAAAGAGAAACUAUACUGAGAAAGAAACUAUUCUAUAGUGGCAGCUUCAAUUUCUAGAUUUGCUUGCUGCUUCCCUUCAAUAAAAUUAUUGUACAACUUUUA
Octopus sinensis (East Asian common octopus) is the source of this 6030-nucleotide messenger RNA. Its product is annotated as protein FAM193A. Gene Ontology annotation, cellular component: nucleus; cytoplasm. The coding region runs from base 495 to 5189 and encodes 1564 amino acids. The transcript has 18 exons. The record is from RefSeq and is a predicted model, not a curated record. Lineage: Eukaryota; Metazoa; Mollusca; Cephalopoda; Octopoda; Octopodidae.